Solanum dulcamara is the source of this 2329-nucleotide messenger RNA. RefSeq lists its product as uncharacterized. The record is from RefSeq and is a predicted model, not a curated record. Gene Ontology annotation, cellular component: cytoplasm; membrane. The transcript is spliced from 14 exons. The coding region runs from base 321 to 1742 and encodes 473 amino acids. NCBI's taxonomy places the organism in Eukaryota, Viridiplantae, Streptophyta, Magnoliopsida, Solanales, Solanaceae.
UAUAUAGUAUAUGGGGUUGUUUGCUAAUAGAAUUUCAGUAUUUGUAAUUGCUAGGCUUUACAACAAGAAUUGCCUUAGAAGCAAAUCCAAAUUCCCCUUUACUUCUGUAUCAAGUGUUCGUAUCACAAUCCGGAUCUUGUCCUUACGGAGCUCUCCGUCUUCUCCCUCCUCUUCGAUUUCUGUAUAACAAAAGCAAUUCACAUUUGCAUGUGAAUCGAUUUUCAUCAGAUCCACUGCUACAUAUCUAUUGUUUCAUCAGGUUGCAAGGUGAUCCCAGUUGCUUAAAUUAUCGUACUCAUUUUCUCUGCUUCCAUUCAUCUAUGUUUGGGAGUCUUGUGGAUGCUCCUGCCAACAGUCCACAUCUACGAAGGUCUGGAAGUCGAGCGGUUGUUUCUGAUAUUGGUACGGUUGAUCUUGGAGGGAGUCCUGUAGAAGCCCUAUUGCAUAGUAUAGAGGUCAAUGAAAUGAAGGGUGUGACCACACCUUUGAGCACCGCAGCCAUAAUGCCAUCACCUGUUCUUUUAUGGAGAUUUAAGGUACUUUUGUUCCUCAUUUGGGGUGUCAGUUGUUGCAAGAUCAGCUGGGAUUCAGUCAUGAGAAUGAGCGUAAACCUCCGCGAUCUAUUCUUAUAUGAGGCUUUUCUUUAUUACAAUCCUCUUCUCCUUGUGACCAUGAUGGUUUGGUUUUGGGGCAUAAACCUAUGGGUUUUUGCGCAGGCUAAUGUCAACUAUGCUAAAAUUUUUGACCUUGAUCAGAAUCAUCUCACUCACAGAGAGAUUUGGAAGUGCGCUACUUGGAUGACGAUGAUUGUGCCGACAAGCAUGACAGCCUAUCUGUAUCUCUACUCACAUGGAGAAGUUUCGUUAGCUGCAUCUCAACCAGUGCUCUUAUAUGCUGCUUUUGCCAUGGCUCUGAUUUUUCCAUUUGAUAUUUUCUAUUUGUCAUCUCGCUACUUCUUUUUAAGGACUGUUUGGCGGAUUGUUUUCCCAUUCCAGGCAAUAUCAUUUGCUGACUUCUUUCUGGCUGAUAUAUUCACUUCUAUGUCCAAGGUAUUUUCAGAUUUGGAGCGUUCCGUUUGUAGAAUGGUUCAUCGACAGGUUGCUACCAUUGCAUGGUUUGAAGCCGAUUCUGUUUGUGGAAGUCAUGCUGUUGCAAUUCCCAUCGUUCUUGUAUUGCCUUAUCUUUUUCGUCUGUUUCAAUGUCUUCGGCAAUAUAAGGAUACUAGAGAGAGGACUACCCUGUUGAAUGCGUUGAAAUAUUCGACUGCAGUACCUGUGAUAUUUCUCUCAGCUCUUAAGUAUCACGUCUUCCCUGACAGCUGGGUUAAUAUUUAUCGUCCUUUAUGGCUUCUGUCCGGUGUGGUGAACUCACUCUACUCAUUCUAUUGGGAUCUGACAAGAGAUUGGGACUUGAGUUGCUUCACUCGGAUUUUCAAGUUCAGCAGACCAAAUGCAUUAUCAUACUUGUUGUAUGGGCGGAAAUGGGUCUACUUUUGGGUAAUUGGAACCAACCUCAUCCUGCGAUGUACAUGGACAUACAAGCUUUCUUCCCAUCUCCGGCACAAUUAUCUCACUGUGUUCGCAAUAGCCGCGCUUGAGAUCUUCCGUCGUUUCCAGUGGGCUUUCUUCCGUGUAGAGAAUGAGUGGAAUAAAAUGAACUCUAAACCAAAUAUUCAACUCUCCACGAUUGACAAGCCAAAUGAUGAACAAAAAUUACUCGACCCAAAUGGUUACAGUGUAUAGACUAUGGAACAUUACAGAUCCUACCAACUUCAUCGCUGGUUGACUGAACAACCUUCUCCAAACCAGGCAGAAAGGUUCAAUGGGAUCCCAUUUUACCUCUUUUGCAUAUAACAAUUUCUUGUCAAUAGUAUAGUAUGAUAUUGAAGGUCAAGAGACAUUUAGAUAAUUUACAAGAUUCAACCGGCAUUCAUUUUUGGAAGACUAAUCCCUUAGUUUUUUUUUAGGCCUUUUAAUCAUUUUCUUUGCAAGAUACUUAUGCCAAUUUUUGAGUUAACAUCCCUGGAGAUGUUCCGAACUUUAUGGGGUCUCUAGAUGAUUACAUUUUCGUAUCAGCAAAUCAUGCUGGAACUUAUAAUUCUUUGGCAUAUUGAUGAUCCCAAUUUAAUGAAAAGGACGGAACAUCUGAGUUUUUGACAGUGUGGGACUGAUGGGAAUAUUCGUUAGUUGCUUUUGUACUUUCAGUUUUUCCUAAACAUUAUAGUUCACUCCUGUUGUGUCACGUGCUGGUAGUGGUAGGGUUUUACUGUCUGUACUUCUUAUGUUGUUAUACAUUAUUGGUUACUUUAUAAAUAUAGCAUUUGUCCCUA